Messenger RNA from Austrofundulus limnaeus, 4295 nucleotides. RefSeq names its product protein tyrosine phosphatase non-receptor type 4a (gene ptpn4a). The transcript has 27 exons. Gene Ontology annotation, molecular function: protein tyrosine phosphatase activity; cytoskeletal protein binding. Lineage: Eukaryota; Metazoa; Chordata; Actinopteri; Cyprinodontiformes; Rivulidae. Gene Ontology annotation, cellular component: cytoplasm; cytoplasmic side of plasma membrane; cytoskeleton. Bases 585 to 3665 code for a protein of 1026 amino acids. The record is from RefSeq and is a predicted model, not a curated record. Gene Ontology annotation, biological process: protein dephosphorylation.
CGUCGUCGUUCAGCUCCUCGUUGCUGUCUUGCUGCAAGGCAGGCAAGCAGCUGCAGAGACAGAUCAGGGGAGCGCUGACAACAACGGGUAGACCCAUAUUGGAAAAGUCAGCAACGCAGCAUUUUCCUUCUUUGUAAAUCUGGCAGUUUUUUCACGUCAAACCUUUAUUUUUUUCCCCCCUCCUCAAACUGCACGGUUUUUUUUUACGCCUGCGUGGAAAUUACAUUUCUCAUUCUCACGACCUGAAAUGACUUGCUAGGCGCCGCGUCUAGCCAAUGCUUACUGCGGGGGCUCCUGUUCUGUGGAUUAUCCGUCGUCGCCGAGCCAGUCGCAUGGUCGAGCCCGGAGGGAGGCCCUUAUCUCCGCUGGAUGGAUGUGCGUGAAGCACCGCCGAGCUCCGAGAACCGAUGAAAGACGGCGAUAAUAGUCAAAGAGAUGAUGCUCGGCUUUCUUCGGCGCUGCGUGAACUGAGCUUGGAUGUUCGGGCUACGUCGCCCGCUUACAUUUUCUCACACAGCAACACUUAAAUUCCUUAAAAACUGGACGCCCCUGGAGCAGUUGAUGAAGACCCUGGUAGGAGCGUGAUGAGCGCGCGCUUCCGCUUGCCUGCUGGCAGAUCCUAUAAUGUCCGGGCGACGGAGCUGGAGCGAGACAGACAGCACACACAAGUUGUGUGCAACGUACUGCUGCUGGACAACACUGUGCAGGCAUUCAAAGUCAGCAAGUCGGAUCAUGGCCAAGUGCUGCUGGACUUUGUAUUUAAGCACCUGGAGCUGACCGAGAGAGACUACUUUGGCCUUCACUUGGCUGAUGACACCUCAGAUUCACCGCGCUGGCUGGAUCCCAAUAAGCCAAUCAGAAAACAGUUAAAAAGAGGGUCUCCACAUAACUUGAGCUUCAGAGUCAAAUUUUUUGUGACUGACCCGGGUAAACUUCAGGAAGAAUACACACGGUACCUAUAUUUUCUUCAGCUUAAACAAGAUAUAUUAACUGGAAGAUUGCCCUGUCCUCACAACACGGCUGCCCUGCUGGCAUCCUAUGCAGUUCAGUCGGAGCUGGGGGACUACAGUGAAACUGAGCAUUCUCCUGGUUAUCUGUCCGAUUUCUGCUUCAUCCCCACCCCCCCACAAGACUUCCACAAAGAGGUCUCCAAGCAUCACCAGCAGCACAGUGGUCUAUCUCCUGCCCAGGCGGAGUUUAAUUAUCUGAACACAGCACGAACGUUGGAGCUCUACGGGGUAGAGCUGCACUAUGCAAAGGACCAGAGUAACACAGAGAUUCUCGUUGGAGUGAUGUCCGCUGGCCUUCUGGUUUACAAGAACAGGGUACGGAUCAACUACUUCCCAUGGUUGAAAAUAGUGAAAAUUUCCUUCAAGUGCAAACAGUUUUUCGUCCAGCUGAGAAGAGAGGCGGCAGAGACUCGGGAGACGCUGCUGGGUUUCAACAUGGUCAACUACCGGGCUUGUAAGAACCUGUGGAAGGCCUGCGUGGAGCACCACACCUUCUUCAGGCUGGAGCGGCCCAUCCCCCCCCAGAAAAACUUCUUCGCUCACUAUUUCAGCCUGGGCUCAAAGUUCAGAUACUGUGGGCGGACAGAAGUGCAGUCUGUGCAGUAUGGGAAGGAAAAAGGGAUCAAGGACAGAGUUUUUGCCAGGUCUCCCAGCAAGCCGCUGGCUAGGAAGUUGGUGGGCGGGACCGACUGGGAGUCCGUUAGCAGGAACAGCCUAUCAGACGAGCGACUGGAAACCCAAAGCCUACCCACCCGCUCACCCCCUGGAACACCCAACCAGAACUCGCUGUUUGUGCAGGAGGGUACACGGAUACGCCCGUCAUCAGUUGGCCACCUGGUUGAUCAUGUGAUCCACGCCUCACCCAGCCUACCUGUCUUCUCCUCCAAUCACAAGUCAGCAUCCUCCACGCAGGCCAACAGCAUCAGCCUGGACUCUACACCGUCUCCAGAUGGGAUAGAUGGCCAACCUCCAGCUCUGCCCCCGAAGCAGCUGAGCAGGAAAACACUGAGCCAGAUCAUCCAGGCCCACUCCCAGCAAAGCCUGCUGGACAACCACCUCAACGAGAUGUAUGACGUUCCCGUCAACGCCGACAAAACCACGCUGAACGGAGUUGUGCCACACGAUAAUCUGGUCCUGAUCAAGAUGAAACCCGACGAACACGGGCGCUUCGGCUUCAACGUCAAGGGUGGAGCUGAUCAGAAGAUGCCAAUCAUUGUGUCCAGAGUGGCUCCAGGAACCUCCGCUGACCUCUGUGUGCCUCGCCUUAACGAAGGCGACCAGGUGGUCUUUAUUAAUGGGCGGGACAUUUCUGACCACACCCAUGACCAGGUGGUCAUGUUCAUCAAAGCCAGCUGUGAGAGCCACUCGGGGGAGCUCAUCCUGUUGGUCAGACCAAAUGCCAUCUAUGACGUCGUGGAGGAGAAGGCGGACUCUGAGCCUGAGUUUCAGUACAUCCCCGAGAAGUCCCCUCAGGAUCCCGCCCACUUCAACCAGCAUGCUUUGAGGGACUCCAUGAUGACCUUGAAGGAAGGCCUGGGCAGCGGAGCCAUACUGGCCCAGUUCGACCAACUGUACAGGAAGAGGCCGGGGAUGACCAUGCAGUGUGCCAAAUUACCUCAGAACGUUUCCAAAAACCGCUACAGAGACAUUUCUCCUUAUGAUGCCACGCGGGUCAUAUUGAAAAGCACAGACGACUACAUCAAUGCAAAUUACAUCAACAUGGAGAUCCCUGCCUCCAGUCUGAUAAACCGCUACAUAGCAUGCCAGGGCCCACUGCCCAACACCUGCCCUGACUUCUGGCGGAUGACCUGGGAGCAGGGCUCGUCCAUGGUGGUCAUGCUGACCACGCAGGUCGAGAGAGGGCGGGUGAAGUGUCACCAGUACUGGCCCAACCCGGACAGCAGCGCCACCUAUGGAGACUUUACAGUCACGUGCCACAACGAGGAGGGCAACUCUGCCUUCCUGGUCCGGGAAAUGGCUCUCGUUCACACACAGAGCGAGCAGCAGAGAGAGCUCACUCAGCUCCAGUACCUGGCUUGGCCUGACCACGGUGUCCCGGAUGACUCCACUGACUUCCUGGAUUUCGUGGCUCUGGUGCGAAGCAAACGGGCCGGACAGGACCAGCCCAUGGUCGUCCACUGCAGCGCCGGCAUUGGUCGAACGGGGGUCCUGAUCACCAUGGAGACAGCGCUGUGUCUGAUGGAGAGCGGUCAGCCAGUGUACCCUCUGGACAUCGUCAGGACCAUGAGAGAUCAGAGAGCCAUGAUGAUACAAACACUUAGCCAGUACCGCUUCGUGUGCGAGGCCAUCGUGAAAGUGUACGAGAAAGGUCUGUUCAAGCCGCAGAAAGCGGUCUUCUACCAGCAGAGGGAGAAGCUGAGCGACGAGAAAGGCGAGGAGGAGAAAGAGCAGCAGAAAGCAGGAGAAGGUGGAGAUGAGACGGCGGCGGCGGCGGCGGCGGAAGAGGACGUCGCGGCGGUGGAGCUGCUCCAGGGAGGCCUGGACGAAGAGGACGAUGACGACGACGAGGAAGUGGAGGUGUUGGAUGUGGGAGAGGUGACGGAGGAAGAGGAGGAGGAGCCUAGCGUCACGAGCGCCACCAGCGUGACGAGCGAGACCAGCGCGAAYCCGGACCCCGCUCCUCCUGACGUCUGACCCGUCGCCGAGGGGAUUACCAGAAAACGAUCCCGGGUGCUGGAGGAGAAAACAAAAGCACUGUUGCACUUUACGCUGACAAAAACAGAAAAAAAGAAAGGGACAAACAAAAACACGAAMGUUACAAACAAGAUCAAGCUAAACAAAAAGAAAAAAGAAGCCCAGCUGUGUUGAAUAGGUACCGUUAGGAGGUGUUGUACGAUCAGGGUAAUGAAACUAAAGUAYGAGAGAAUAAAAUAAGGACGGGGAAUCGCUGUAGUGCCAUAAAUACGAAGGGGAGGGGCUGCCCCUGUGGAUGGAGAGCUCCCCCACCUUUUAUAUUUCCUUUUUUUUUUUACCUAAUGGGUCCCCCUGUCCUCUUCUGAUUGAGUCUGCCAGACGGACCUGCCUUUUUUUAGUGUCCUUUUAGCUGAUAAAGAGAUAAAUCUUAUCUUGUGUUUCUCACAGAGAGUAUUUAUUGUGUUUUAGUUCGUGUCAAACCCUGUCCACUGAACAAAAAAGAGACAAAAAGCUGUUUGUUUUCUUUGUGUGAGUCUGGAGCUUCAUGCUUUCCUGGUUAGGUAGUAAAACAGUGUUACUCCUCGACUUUUAUUUGAUUUAAAAAAAGCGAUUUAAUUUAUUGUAGCUGGU